AACCAACCUCGUGUGAUCACGAGGUGUCAUUUUGCCACUUCGAAAGUUUGGUAUCGAGUGUGCCCAAAUUAUAUGCAACGGGUGCUUGCCAUCAUCAUCUGCGGUCAUCGUCGGCUUCGAGGAGACAGAUUAUUCGGACUGUCGACAGGUCGACGAAUACAAUUGACCUUCAAGAGGUGCAUACGUUCGCACAGUUGUUCGUCGGACUUCGACGAAGAGGUUUUCAACAUCAAGAUCUCAACGUAUAAUAAAAAUAAAAAUACGUGCAUAAAAAAAAGUUUCAAAGUUGGUAAUUUUGGUCAGCUAUUUAUAAUGACGGACAAGGACACCAGAAUACCAAGAGAAACACGAUGGCCAAGUGUUCUUUAUUAUUUGUACCUUCAUUUUUCUGCUUUGAUCGGACUUUACUUCGUAGUUUUCCAAUCUAAAUGGACUACUAUAUUUUAUACGAUUUGUCUUGUCUAUGUGUCUGUCCUCGGCUUAAGUGCUGGAGCUCAUCGAUUAUGGGCACAUUUAAGCUUUAAAGCCAGUACCGUGCUCAGAGGUUUCUUGGCUUUUGCACAGGCCUUAAUAUGUCAAGGAUCACUUUACGACUGGGUGUUAGAACACCGAUUACAUCAUGCACAUUUUGGUACAGAAAAAGAUCCUUUUAACCCACACCGAGGCUUUUUCUAUGCAUAUUUUACAAACAAAUUGGUAACAAGUCAUCCUGACCAUGAAAAAUUGUUAAAAACUAUCGAUGUCAAAGAUCUGGAGCAAGAUCCUAUUGUAAUGUGGCAAAAAAGACUUUACUGGUUGUUGGCUCCAUUGUUGGUGAUGUUCACCGUGUUCUUGCCAUCUGAGCUCUGGGACGAGUCACUUAUGUCUUCAAUUUUUAUAGUUGGAUUCCUCAGAGUUACAGUAUCGUUACAUUACAGCUGGAUUUUAAAUGCGGCUACGAUAAUUUGGGGAUUAGAACCACUUAACAAGUAUUCCAUUCAAACAAAUCUAGUAUUUGUCAUAAACAAAAGCCUGUGGCCUCAAUACCAUUAUACGUUACCGUGGGACUAUCAAUGUGGUGAAUACGGAAAUUAUAAUCAUGGGUGCAUUACGGCUCACAUAAGAGUAUGGGCUGCAUUACGAUUAGUGACUAACCUGAGGACAAUAGAUACCGAUGGAAUGAGAAAAGCUAUGAUUGAGGCGGCCAGCACAGGACAAGAAUUCAAUCAAUGUGCAGAAAAAUAUGCGUUUGAUCCAAAUCUUCUUAAAAUAAAAUGUGAAUUAGAUUUAGAAAGGAUACCUUCUUGAUUACAAUUAAUAUAUAUAUACAUUAUACAUAUUAUUAUACUUUAUAAUUUGUACAUCUAUACUCCAUAUUAUCACAAAAAAGUAAUAAUUGAAUUAUGCGUUUUUGUUGGUUAAGAAAAUUGUACUUUCUUGGGCACUAGGCUAUUUACUACCAUUGAUUUAUAAUAACUCUAACUUCUAAGCGCAGAUGAUCCAUUGUUAAUAAAAGUGAAGUGAAUAAUAAUUAUAAUAUAUAAAUUAUAAUCGAUGGCAAUAAAUAGGUUGGUACUAACCUAUGUGAUUAUGAACAAAAAAACAUUUUUUUUUUCUAAAGUUAGGUAGUUAUUAUGAUAAAUAAUGUAUUUUACUAAUAUUGUGUAAGCCAUAGCCUGAGGGCAAAGUAUUUUUUAUUAACAUAAAUGAAAAAAUAUAUUCAAUAUA
This is a messenger RNA of Myzus persicae (green peach aphid), 1707 nucleotides long. RefSeq names its product delta(9)-fatty-acid desaturase fat-6. Gene Ontology annotation, molecular function: stearoyl-CoA 9-desaturase activity; iron ion binding. Gene Ontology annotation, cellular component: endoplasmic reticulum membrane. The record is from RefSeq and is a predicted model, not a curated record. NCBI's taxonomy places the organism in Eukaryota, Metazoa, Arthropoda, Insecta, Hemiptera, Aphididae. Gene Ontology annotation, biological process: unsaturated fatty acid biosynthetic process. The transcript is spliced from 7 exons. Bases 73 to 1287 code for a protein of 404 amino acids.